This is a messenger RNA of Neltuma alba, 800 nucleotides long. RefSeq names its product MLP-like protein 43. The record is from RefSeq and is a predicted model, not a curated record. Gene Ontology annotation, biological process: defense response. The transcript is spliced from 2 exons. Bases 86 to 547 code for a protein of 153 amino acids. Lineage: Eukaryota; Viridiplantae; Streptophyta; Magnoliopsida; Fabales; Fabaceae.
UGCAUAUCCCUUGGAGCGGAGAGAUCUCCGAGUUGACAUAUAUAUUAUUAGAUAUCUUUCUUCCUUGUUGAUCUUCAGAGAAGGCAUGGCUCUCACUGGGAAACUGGAGAUUGAGAAUGAGAUUCAGACGCCUGCUUCAAAGUUCUUCCACCUUUUCACCAAGCAACUUCACCAUGUUCAGAACAUCACUGAUCAUAUCCACGUAGGCGAGCUUCAUGAAGGAGAAGACUGGCAUAACAUUGGAUCUGUUAAGCAAUGGUCUUAUACCGUUGAUGGUAAGGUGGUAAAAUGCAAGGAGAGAAUUGAAGUAUAUGAUGAAGUGAACAACAUAAUCAAAUUCGACCUGUUUGAAGGAGAUCUUAUGGAGCAGUACAAGAGUUUCAAGAUAACUCUCCAAAUCUCCGACAAGGGUGCCGGUGGUGGGGCCGUCGUCAAGUGGAUUAUUGACUAUGAGAAGCUCAAUGAGGGAAUCCCAGAUCCAUCAGGCUACUUGGACUAUGUCACUAACGUCACAAAAGAUGCCGAUGCUCAUCUUCUCACUGCAUAAUUCAACCAAAUUAAUCUAUAAAUCAUAUAUCAAGUCAAAUAUAUAUAUGUAAUAUUAAUUCCAUCAAGUAAGCUAAGUGUGGCCACAACAGAAUAACUGGCUAGUGCGGUUGUGUCGCUUAUGCUGAUUAAUUAAUGUGGCACUAUUAUAUAAUCAUGUGUAUCAGAAGUACUGUGAAUGCUUGUAUAAUGUAUUUAGUGGUUGCUUUGGUUUGUCAAAAAAGAGAAUAAAGUGUCUAUUUGAUCAAGAUUUA